AUGGAGACCAGCACUAAACGUCAAGGCUUUGAAUGCUUUCCUGAAGAGGAAAAGGUUCAGGAUGGAAGGUUUAACAGACCUCCCAGGCCUAUUGCAGAAAAAUGUCUUCUGCAUAAAAUUAGACCUCAAAGAUACUUUCCAUUCAGUUCCUAUCGCUAUGAAACACAGGUGCUUUCUCAGAUUCCGCUGGAAGGAACAGAUACAUCACUGGACUGUAAUGGUGUUUGGCCUAUCCAACGCACCUUAUACAUUAUCCAGGAUAAUGAAAGCUAUUAUAUCCCACAUCAGGCAAAGAAGAUUUCUAUGCCUUUAUUACUUAGACGACAUCCUGUUGUUGAAUCCAGAGGUAGAUACUCUCGUUCAGCAGAGAGAUUACCUAAUUUCCUUAUUACACGACCUAAUGUUUAUUGUAAAUCUGCACAAAUCCAUACUAGUCCCUACUCAGAAUAUCCUUUUUCUGGGUUUCAUGCUGAACACUAUGGAUAUGACCUUGGGUGUUCCCCGAGACAAACGGGGAAAAAUCCUAGCUCAGAUAACUUAAAACACAGAUGGUCCCUAAGAGAAUCAGGGAUUGGAUACUGUCCGCUAUGUCUGCAGCGGGUAUUGAUGUCUCGGAUUUUAAGGGUCAUUCUAUCAGAGGGGCCUCAGCUUCAAAAGCAGCAGCGAGAGGCCUUCCUCUUCCCAUUAUCCUUAAAGCUGAAAGAUGGUCUUCCAGAAAAACUUUUGUUAAGUUUUACUGGAGGCCAACUGAAGUGGAACGUUAACAGUUCCUUAGGACCACCACCAGGUGCGUGCUAUUCAACCCACUAGCUUUGCUAGGUGGUUAUGCCUCACAGAGGGAAAAACUAGCGUUUGCAGGAAUCGAUGACCUGCAAACUUUCUUUGUCCUAGGGAUAAGCAUAACCACCUAGCAAAGCGCCCAUCCCUUCCUCCCCAUGUUUAUUUAUAUUGCGUGGUGGUGGCAGGGUAUUUCUCUGGUUUGGGAAUCUUCUAAUUAACCCCUUAAGGACACAUGAUGGAAAUAUUCCGUCAUGAUUCCCUUUUAUUCCAGAAGUUGUGUCCUUAAGGGGUUAAAGUAAUUUUGUGUGUUUGUUUUCUUUUUCACUUAUAUUUAUUCUCUUUAUCUUUACAGAUUACAACCGGCUACCUAGACACGAUCACCAAGCCAAGGACCCUCCUAAAUAG
This is a messenger RNA of Pelobates cultripes (western spadefoot toad), 1185 nucleotides long. NCBI's taxonomy places the organism in Eukaryota, Metazoa, Chordata, Amphibia, Anura, Pelobatidae. The record is from the annotation of a GenBank genome assembly.